AUGCUUGUGCAGGCAGGUGAUGCUUCUGCCAAGGAUCACAGAGCCACCACACUCCUCUCGCUCAUCAAAAAAUCCAAGAAGAAUAUUGGGUCAGAGGUACAGGAUGACAAGGCAGGGCAGUAUUACAUCCAGGAUGGGGUGGUUUUAUCACCUGCACAGUGGCCAGAAAAAGCCAUAUUGUCAAUGAAGUUGCAAAUGUGGUGGGCUACACAGGAGCAUCCAAAGAUAGUGCAACAAUUGGCAAACCUCUUUUAUCAGGAUUCCCACCAAUUUGGGCUGAGUCCUGCCAAGAAGUUUGUGAAUCACUGUCUUACUUCCAAAGCUACCACAGCGGAGUCUAUCACUCAAAUGGAAUUGUCCAUGGCUAUCUGUUGGGCAGAUCACCAAUUGUUGAUGAUUUCGCAUGGUGGAGGCAAAGCUAAAAAUGUUCUGGCCAACAGUGUUGGUGCUGCUCAGUUUCAACAGGCAAAGGAUCAAGAAGUCACAGACAAAUCUGUCCACGCCUUACUCAAGAAUUAUAAAAACAGUGGGGUUGUCCACUGGAAGUUUGCCUUCUGGUGGUGCAAAGGACAAGGUGAUCUGUGGUGGACAACAUACAAGUAUAAGGGUUUCAAUGCAAUUAGAGCCUUUCCUUUACAAACAGUGUACCUGGUUCAUCUCAAUGAGCUUGCCAUUCCUGUCCAUUGGGAUGUGGAGCAUGCUUGGUAUCAUCAAUAUUGUCUUUGUGAUGGCAAGAAGGGUGGAUGA
Messenger RNA from Suillus subaureus, 747 nucleotides. RefSeq lists its product as uncharacterized. The coding region runs from base 1 to 747 and encodes 248 amino acids. The transcript is spliced from 8 exons. The record is from RefSeq and is a predicted model, not a curated record. Lineage: Eukaryota; Fungi; Basidiomycota; Agaricomycetes; Boletales; Suillaceae.